Messenger RNA from Epinephelus lanceolatus (giant grouper), 3227 nucleotides. Its product is annotated as enhancer of polycomb homolog 1-like. NCBI's taxonomy places the organism in Eukaryota, Metazoa, Chordata, Actinopteri, Perciformes, Serranidae. Gene Ontology annotation, cellular component: NuA4 histone acetyltransferase complex. Gene Ontology annotation, biological process: regulation of transcription by RNA polymerase II. The record is from RefSeq and is a predicted model, not a curated record.
GUUGGACCGCUCCGAGCGAAACAGAGCAAAAGAGUUUUAAAUGUCCGCCAUGUUGUCCAUGGCGCACUGAACCAACGAUAGGGAGCGGAGCGUCGGAAAAAAACAGUCCGAGAGCGAGCGACCAAGAUCCGGGCCUUCCCCCGGCUCCGUUGGCGACGCCCUAAAUACAAGCUACAACCAUUCGAACGUUAGAAUAGAGAUAACCGCACAGAAACAUCCAUGAAAGCUCCACUCGGUACCGUUUUGAAUAUUAGGAGAUCCGAUAGAUUUAUAUUGCAUCUCGAAUUGUGAAAAAUGAGUAAAUUGUCGUUUCGGGCACGGGCGCUGGACGCUUCCAAGCCACUACCCGUCUUCCGUUGUGAGGAUUUACCCGAUCUACACGAAUAUGCAUCCAUUAACCGGGCCGUGCCACAGAUGCCUACGGGGAUGGAGAAAGAAGAGGAAUCGGAACACCAUCUCCAGCGGGCCAUCUCUGCGCAGCAGGUAUAUGGCGAGAAGCGGGACAACAUGGUCAUCCCUGUCCCUGAGGCAGAGAGCAACAUCACCUACUACGAAUCCCUCUACCCUGGGGACUAUAAGAUGCCAAAGCAGCUAAUUCACAUACAGCCUUUCAGCUUGGACACAGAGCAGCCCGACUACGACCUGGACUCGGAAGACGACGCGUUUGUCAACAAGCUGAAAAAGAAGAUGGAGAUCAGCUUCCUGCAGUUUGAAGAGAUGAUUGACCGGUUGGAGAAAGGCAGUGGACAGCAGCUUGUGAGCCUUCCGGAGGCCAAACUGCUGUUGAAGGAGGACGAUGAGCUCAUCAAGGAGGUCUUUGACUACUGGAGCCGCAAGAGGAAAAACAGCAGGGCCAACUGUCUCCUCCACAACGUCAAGCAGGAGAAACGGGACGGCUCCAGCACCAGUGACCCCUAUGUGGCCUUCCGACGGCGCACCGAGAAGAUGCAAACCAGGAAGAACCGUAAGAAUGACGAGGCGUCCUACGAGAAGAUGCUGAAGCUACGCAGGGAUCUCAGCCGAGCCGUCACCAUCCUGGAAAUGAUCAAAAGGAGGGAGAAGAGCAAGAGGGAGCUACUGCAUCUCACACUGGAGAUCUUUGAGAAGAGAAACGUCAUGUCAGACUACGGUGGUGAGGUGAUGGCAGAGGUGUUGGCUGAACGAGCACUGGUGAGGCCGCAGAUCAUUCCCCUGGUCCCUGUCACCAACCAGUACCGACACCAGGACCACAUGGACCUCAAGGACUAUAAGUCUAAGCCCGAGAAGACGGAAGUUCCCCGACAGAAGAGGAGGUAUGAGAAGAAGCAGAAGGUGUUGCCUCUCUCGUCGGGCGCCCCACACCACGCGGGUCCUGUCAUCUUCAAUGCCAAGGACCUCAACCAAUAUGACUUCCCCAGCUCGGACGACGAGCCCUUCUCCCAGCUGCACUCAGGCUCAUCAGAAGCAGAGGAGGAGAACGACCCAGAUGGUGCCUACGCCUUUCGCAGGAAGGCAGGCUGCCAGUACUACGCUGCUCGUCAGGACCGCGUGGGUAGCUGGCCAUGGUGUGGACCCUGGGAUGGCGGUUUGGCAGAAGCUCGCUUUCGCUACAGUCUCACCACGCUCACCGUGCCACGGCGCUGCCUUGGCAUGGCUCGACGACGCGUGGGACGAGGCGGCAGGGUGUUGCUGGACAGGGCGCACACGGACUAUGACAACAUUUUCCACAGACUGGAUCCAGAGACGCUCGACCUGCCUCUUCCUCCUUCUCCUCCUCCUCCUCCUCCUACAACUACUUCACGCUCGCCGACCACCGACAAGUUUGCCAGUACCUCAGAAACAAAUACCUCAGACAGAAGUUCCUCCUCCUUCAACUCCUCUCUUUCCUCCCCCUCUCCCACGGACCUCAGUCAGAUACUGUUGAAUAUAAAGUCGUGCCGAUGGAGGCACUUUAGACCGCGGACACUACCACUACAUGAGCUGGACAAUGCCCACCCGCUAUUCAGGAAGUUGAGUCGAGGCCUGAAGCGCCCAAUCUCUGCCUCCGCACCCGGGGGACAGCCCUAUGGCUCUCAACGCCCGGGGAGGGUUGUCCCUACACCCGCACCCAUUGCUGCUUUCACAGCCGAACAGUACCAGCAGCAUCAGGAAGAGCUGGCCCUGAUGCAGAAACAGCAGCUGGAGCAGGUCCAGCUGCAACAGCAAGCCAACAGCACCGCCACUACAAACAGCACAAAGGGCCUGCCAAACACUUUGGACCAGGCCAGCGCUCAGUUCGCCGCCUCGGCCGUAGUCACCGCCGACCAACUGCUGGCUCUCAAAACCAAGGAGGAGCUAGCCCUGGGAGGCGGAGUCAAUGGCGUCCUCUCCCCCUCAGGUGUCUACAAGGGCUUGCACCUCUCGAGCACAGUGUCCCCUUCCCCCGCCACCCCGGCUCCUCCCACCUCUACCCCGACACCCGCCUUGCUCCACCCCUGCACCACCACCAGCUCCACCUCCGCCACCAGUAACAACAACGGCACCGCCCACCCUGCCAACACCACUACCACUAACACCGCCGCCACUCAGGUCCUGCUGGGAAACAACAACAACAGCCUCCGUCUGGGUGUUCCCACCGGCAAGCGCGUCCACGCGCCGCGGACGCUGAGCGCCACCAUGUCGACAUCCGCCUUAAAGCUCGCCCACGCAGCCGCUGCAACCGCCAACUGUCAGAAACCCAAGGUCACUACGGCCUCAGCCUCGCCGCUGGACAUAGUGCCCAGGGAGAAUCACGAACAAGACAAGCCAGCACUGAACAGUCUAUCAGAGAACACAGUGGCCAUGGAGGUUACGUAGCCUCCCGUCCGCAGCACGGGGAAGCGUAACUCCUUUGUUGUUGUUUUUUAGGUGCUAUGCAUCGUUCGUCAGUGGUGAAAGCAAAGCGGUGGCGGAAUGAGCACGGCAAGGCUGGGUUUCCAUGGCAACUGUUUUGGGACUUAAUUGCAAUGCUCGUCUCGUACAAAUUGUUUUUUUUUUUUCCUCUCUCUCCCCCCAUUUCCCUAUUUGUUACUGUUAAUAAGAGAUCGUCUGUAAAUUCUUAAUAUGGCAAUUAUAUGUACAGUACUGCAUAUUUGUAAUACCACCCUCCCCCUCCACCCCCCCGUUCUUGUAUAUAACAUUACUUGAAUACAGAAUUGUUCAUUUGUGAUGUUUUGCACUCGAGAUAUAAAAAAAAAAAAGAAAAUCAAAAUUAAAAAGAAAACGACAAA